AUGACAGAUGAGUGCGGUAGUCGUGACAUCAAGUACAAGUUUUGUAUAAGUUGUGAAAAACAAUAUUUUAUACGACAAUUCGGCCAAUGGACAAGUAAUAAUGCCGAAAUAGAUAGAUUUAUAAAGUAUACACAAACCAAAGCAAUGGCUCAAGUAGAAUUUUUCGAGUGGAUAGAGUGGUCAGAAUUGGAUCUUAUCGAGUAUGAAGACACAGGAUUAUAUAGUACAAUUUAUUCGGCAUAUUGGAUCGAUGGACCUAUUUUAUUAUGGGAAAAAACCAUGGACUGUUAUAUAAGAAAUGGACCGAUCAAGGUCGCGAUUAAAAGAUUCAACAAUUCUCAAAAUAUAUCUGAAGAAUUCAUCAAUCGUGUAAUUAUUCCAAUUAAUUAA
Entrophospora candida is the source of this 390-nucleotide messenger RNA. NCBI's taxonomy places the organism in Eukaryota, Fungi, Glomeromycota, Glomeromycetes, Entrophosporales, Entrophosporaceae. The record is from the annotation of a GenBank genome assembly.